AUGAGAAUAUUCCCUUUCCUGAUAGUUUUGAUAGCUUUCAUUGGUAUUUUUGUUAUCUCUUGCGAAGCUCGGGGAGGAGGUCGGGGCGGAGGUCGGGGUGGAGGUGGUCGUGGAGGUGGUCACGGAGGUGGCGGUCGAGGUGGCGGUCGAGGAGGUGGUCGAGGAGGAGGCGGUCGGGGAUGGGGACGUGGAGGCGGUGGAGGUGGCUGGCAUCGUCCGAAUCAUUGGGGAGGAGGUUCUCGAUACAAUGGAGGAGGUGGAAACUCCCAUUAUCACACCACGAACUACUACGGAAAUCGGUAUUAUGGUGGCACUGGAGGAGGAUGGGGCCUCCGACGUCUCCUUUUUGGGGGACUAUUCAGAAGACCAUCUUAUUACCCAAAUUAUUAUAACUAUGAAAACUAUGACCAGGGAUAUUGUAGAGUGGCUCAAUUCGUUGAGUAUGUUGGAAGUACACCCCGAUACUACUGUGACUGCCCACCGUAUCCUCCAAAUUAUCAAUGGGAUCAAUGUGUUCCAAUGCCAGCUUACAGAAAGAAAAAAUAG
This is a messenger RNA of Caenorhabditis remanei, 546 nucleotides long. RefSeq lists its product as uncharacterized. The coding region runs from base 1 to 546 and encodes 181 amino acids. The transcript is spliced from 3 exons. The record is from RefSeq and is a predicted model, not a curated record. NCBI's taxonomy places the organism in Eukaryota, Metazoa, Nematoda, Chromadorea, Rhabditida, Rhabditidae.